AUGGCGAGCCAGCAGCAUUACUAUCCUCCUCCGCCCGGCGCGACACAGAGCUCACCUGCUCCUCAACCGCAGCAACAGCAACAUCAAUAUGCGCUGCCACCGACCUCUCCUCCGGCUAAUCGCACACAAUUCUAUCCUCCUCCACCUCAGGCUCAACCUCAACCCGGACAGGCUGUGAACUACCCUGCUCCUCCUCAACAUACACCAUCUCCCCAAGUCCCUCACCAGCCGACGCCGAUUCACUAUCCGGCUCCUCCCCAGGCUCAGCAGCAGACUCCCUCUCCACAAGCCAAGCAUCACUCUCAUAGUUCCUCUCAGGGCUACUAUCCUCCUCCUCCAACUUCGGCACCAGCGUAUCAGCAGCACUUUCAGCACAACCUGCCUCAGGCGACACCUCCGCCCCCGCAAAAUCAGUAUCAUGCGCCGGGCCAACAGAGCAAUUUGGCCAUGAGGCCUGGACCAACUCCUCCAGUAGCGACUCCUCCGGCAGCGACUCCCCAGUCUACUCAGCAGAACUUUGAACCGCCACCGCCAGUAUCCCCUUUGGGUGACAACCAAUAUCCCAUUGAGAAGCUCAAGCAGGAGCCUCAACAGCAGCCCGGAACAGCAGUUGCAAUGACUGUGUCUGGGGCACCCGAGGCAGGUCAAUUCGUUGGGGCAGGGGCCACGUCUGAUGACGUUGGAACAUUCAAUGGUGGCAGCUACCGUAUUAGCCACCGCGAUACCAACACGAUUCUCACCAUCCAGCUCGCAAUGGGCUGCCCCAUGACUGGCAAGCCUGGUGCGAUGAUCGCUAUGUCUCCCUCGGUUACUCUGAAAGGCCAAAUCAAGUUCAGUGUGAAGAAGAUGAUCACCGGAGGUGAAAUGUCAAGUUCGACAUAUAUUGGUCCAGGAGAGGUUCUUCUUGCGCCCCACAGCCUUGGUGAUAUAACUACCCUUCGUCUUACAGGCAAGGAAGCCUGGUCCGUAGGCCACGAUGCAUUUCUAGCUUGUACCCAAGGCGUUAUAAAAGACUUCAAGAGACAAGGAUUGGGCAAGGCAAUGUUCAGUGGCGAGGGUCUCUGGGUUUAUAAGAUCAGUGGUAUAGGAUUGUUGUGGGUUUCGAGUUUUGGUGCCAUCAUUCACAAAACACUUGUCGAGGGGGAGAAGUACAUCGUGGAUAACGGACAUCUGAUUGCCUGGAACUGCAAGUAUGUAAUGGAGCGUGUUGCCUCUGGGGGUAUCAUCUCAGGCAUUGCUUCAGCAGAGGGUUUGGUUUGUAAAUUUACUGGUCCGGGAACAGUCUACAUGCAAACCCGGAAUGCGAGGGCGUUUGCUGCUUUCAUGGGUGGCCAGCAGUAUCAGGGAUAA
This is a messenger RNA of Fusarium subglutinans, 1350 nucleotides long. Its product is annotated as DUF124 domain protein. The transcript has 5 exons. The record is from RefSeq and is a predicted model, not a curated record. The coding region runs from base 1 to 1350 and encodes 449 amino acids. Lineage: Eukaryota; Fungi; Ascomycota; Sordariomycetes; Hypocreales; Nectriaceae.